Messenger RNA from Zophobas morio, 1780 nucleotides. RefSeq names its product histone H2A deubiquitinase MYSM1-like. The record is from RefSeq and is a predicted model, not a curated record. The coding region runs from base 5 to 1774 and encodes 589 amino acids. The transcript is spliced from 12 exons. Lineage: Eukaryota; Metazoa; Arthropoda; Insecta; Coleoptera; Tenebrionidae. Gene Ontology annotation, molecular function: protein binding; DNA binding; metallopeptidase activity.
GCCCAUGUUUUACGAAGAUGACUUGGCCUUGGCAAAGUACCUGCAGCAGCAGGAAGAUGAUUAUUUGUAUUCAGACCAACUAUAUAUGGCCUCCUCUAGUGAAGGUGAAGAGUUAAGCCCUCAAAAAAUUAAAAAAAGGCUUGUUAAUAGGAAUUAUAAGUUAAAGAAGUCGGUGGAAAAUAACACUUCGAGAGCAAGUGACUCUUCCCUCAAUGGUAGAGAUUCCUUAAAGGAUAAGAAAACUCCUCGUAGUUGGUCACAAGAAGAGCAACGACUAUUCCUUGAAGGUUUGGAAUUAUACGGUCGUGAUUGGGAAAAACUUGCACAGCAUGUCGGAAAUAACCGGAACAAAAACAGUUGUAAAAGCCACGCACAGAAAUACUUUAUUAAAUUAUAUCUGGAUCAAAGUCCGUUGCCAAAGAAGGUCCAGGAAUCCGGAGAGGGCUACACUCUUUCAGGAAAGCCUUUAGAUCCAAACUCUGCUUCAUUAAAGGCUUACAGCGAUGGAUCUGCCUACAGAAAAGAGAUCGCUGAGAGAAAUGCCAGUAAAAGAAAAACUGUUACUAAAAAAGUUUCGAGUAAAGAAUCACUUUCAAAAACGAGAUUAAAUAAAACUAGAAAAAGCGAGAAACAGCUCCAUAAGGAAGAUUUCAUAUCUAAAAAUGUUAGAGACGAGCACUUACCAAAAUCCGCGGGAGAGUGUCGACCGGAGCGAUCCUCCGCUCGCCUUCGUGAUUCGCAAUCUAAACCUCCGGACUUCUGUUUAUUGGAUCCAAAAAGCCACCCGUUGCAAACGGCUGUUUGUGAGCGGUACACUUCUCUACAACAACCAUUUUCGGUGGAAGUUUCGAGCGCUGCUUUGGUAGUUAUGGAUUUUCACGCUCAUCUAGCGAGCUCCGAAGUAAUCGGAUUUUUGGGAGGAAUUUUUGACGAGCAAAAGAAAGUAUUAAAAGUUUUGGAAGCUUUUGCCUGCCGAGCAGUUGAUCAAGGGGAUCCGCAGUCCGUCUCGCACGAUGUAGAAACCAACGUGGAGAUGGAUCCUCAAAGUGAACUUGAGGUGAGAACUUUGAUCGGCGCAAGAAAUCUUCAAAUCGUUGGAUGGUACCACUCUCACCCCACUUUUAAACCCGUCCCGUCCCACACUGACGUCGUGAAUCAGUUUAACUAUCAGUUACUUUUCUAUAAGAAAGCAACUCAAGCGCCUCCCUUUAUCGGUGCUAUCAUUGGCCCUUACGAUUUCGUGAUGCCGCGAGAAGAGUCAGUGAUCACGUGGUUUAAUGUUAAAUCUUUUGGGAGCGAUGAUAAGCGCGCGAUGAUUUUUGAAAUCGAAGUUUUUGAAAGCGAAGAUUUCGAUCACGUGUCCGUAGAACUGCGCAAACUUGUUGAAUAUUAUAAGACAUUUCCGCACCGAAUCUACAAUUUUAACCAAGUUUGGAGGCACUGCCAAACUAAAGUGGAUGAAGCGGUUUAUGAAAAAUUCAAUACUGCAAUUGAAGAGGGUGAAAGCAAAUUUUCGCUGGUAGGCUGUAGAAAUUUACACGAAACAAUGCCGGUAGAAAAAUCUACAGCGAAAACAGAUAUUUUUGCACACGAUGAAAAAGAAAAUCUUCAACAAAAUAAUUUCCAAGAAAACAGCAGCGAACUUCUGCUUGUUCCCCGAACAUACUUGUCAAAAUUAGCAGUUUCUACUCUUUCGCGUGUAACUUCAGAUUCCACCGCUCGCAACGUGGUGCUGGACUCGUUGACUUAUCUCAAAAAUUCUAUAAAUUCUUAAAUUUCC